Molecule: messenger RNA, 1974 nt
Organism: Amphimedon queenslandica
Lineage: Eukaryota; Metazoa; Porifera; Demospongiae; Haplosclerida; Niphatidae
Product: transcription factor RFX4-like
Exons: 17
Coding region: 98-1897 (599 amino acids)
Biological process (GO): regulation of transcription by RNA polymerase II
Molecular function (GO): RNA polymerase II cis-regulatory region sequence-specific DNA binding; DNA-binding transcription factor activity, RNA polymerase II-specific
Source: RefSeq, a predicted model, not a curated record
AACCACGCCUAUAAAAUAAUAAUUAUCGUUUGCACAUAAGUCGAAAACAGCUCGACUUCUUUCUAUAGAUGUUUUUACUUUUCAUAGCUUCGCACCAAUGACUGAAUCUCCAUCAAGAAGACCAGAGACCUCGAGAUUAGCUACAGGAAGGACAGCGAAGACUAAAAGGAUUUCAUCAGCGGCCAAAACCAUUCUAGUUUGGCUAGAAGAGAACUACUGCAUGAUCCCAGGCUCUUGCCUGGCAAGAAGUGAGCUCUACUCACUCUAUGAGGAAUUCUGCAGAAAAGAAUCACGGAAACCACAUAGCCCAGCAAGCUUUGGAAAGGUUGUCCGAAUUAAAUUCCCAAAAGUUUCUACGAGAAGAUUAGGAACAAGAGGACAAUCAAAGUAUCACUAUUAUGGGUUGGGUGUGAAAGAGACCUCCAUAUACUAUAAGCGAAAAGCAAAUAUUGCAACUGUACCAAGGAGAGGAAUUACACGCUUUACUAACAAUCAAGAGAAAAGAUCAAAUGAUAACAUCAAUAGUGGAUUGCUUAAAAAUUUAUCUGACUUGCCCAGUUUCCCAUUCUUCAAGGGGGUUGAAGUUGAAAAACUCCCACAAAAUAAGGUAGAGACAUUUAUGCUGAUGUACAGCUCACAUUGUCAAAGGAUUUUUGACUCUGUUUCCAGAAGAAAUUUUGAUGAGGUUCAAGACUUUUUGGUCCACUUUUGGACAGGAAUGCCUUCUCACAUGCUGCCCAGCCUUGAAAAUCAAAUACUAUUGGAUAUUAUUGUGGUCUAUGACUCUAUCUUGUAUAAUAGCCUCUGCAAUACUUUGAUACCUGAUACACUUACAGAAGCACCUGGAAUUGGCAACAAGGAUUUAAUAGUAUUGUUUCCCAAGAGGCUCACAGAAUGGCUAAUACAGUGUCUAAAUGAUCCACUACCACAAGCUGUCAGGGACAUCAAAAUGCAAACUGCUGAUAUGUUUACAAAGGCAUUGAGACAUCACCUCAAUCUUUUAGAAAGUGCAAAGCAUGUCAGACACAUUCUGAGUAUGUCUAAGCUUGUUGGUAGUGCAGCUGCUGACAUGGAAAAAAUGAAAAGUGACACACUAAUCCACCACAUUAAAACAGUUACAAUGAAAAGCAAAUGCCUUAAUGCUCAAGAGAUAGCUACAGAAUUUGCCAUUAACUUGCAAGGACUUCUGCAGAAACAAUCAAACAUAGAAGGUUUUCUUUUAUGGAUUGAUGGGAUGAUAGAAGAACACAUUAUCAAAAUAGCUGGCUCUGAAAUUGCUUUCAAACUUGAACUGCUUUAUGACUUUUAUCUUCUGUGGAAUUGCUUUGCAUCAUACAUAGAGGUUGAAACAAUUACCACAAAGGCUGAGAGUCAAGAAACAUUUCAAGUUCUCUUUCGAUUUCUAACCGAAUACAUCAUCUACAUAACAGAACUUGUACAGUCAGAGAAAAUAGAGGAAGACUACUCGAACUCAAUACUAUCAAGAGCACAACACGAUCAAGAGCAGUGCUGCAUGGAAGAUUCCAUUCGUCCAUUUAAAUGUGACACAGAUGACCCAGUGAUUAGGGAAACAUCAAUAUAUUUGAAUCAAAGACCACCUGCUUAUUCCAUUUCAUCUGUGAACAGCUAUGAAAGCUCUUUAGGAUCACCCGUCUCAAGCUCUGAAGAAAGUUCUCCAGGAUCUCUACUCCAGUAUCCAGUGCCAUAUAAUGAUACUAAACUAGCUGAUCUUUUUGAGUAUUCUGAUCCAAUUUUACCUCAAUCAUCCAUCAUCACUGAUACCCACGGAAGAUUAGAGGAGAGUGACUCGCUAGAGCUUCCUUACUUCAGUGAGCCACUGAGAUGCUUUGAAGAUAUCAUUGAGUUGACAGACAAACUACUAGGAAACCCUUGGUGAUAAAGAUAUUAUAUUUCUAACAAUUUUUAGAACACUAUUAUUUAUUUAUGUUUGUUAUUGAAUUCAUGAAUUGUCAA